AUGUCUUCCUGUAGCAUCUGUGAAACUUUGGAUAAUAUAUCAGAAGAUUCAGAAGAUUGGAUUCAAUGUGAUAUUUGUGGGAAAUGGUUUCAUGUGAAAUGUUUGAAUAUGAAGAGUUCAGAUGUCAAUGAGAUUUUAUCUUACCAUUGUAAGAAAUGUGAACAUAGUAAAGGUGCAUCAAUUUUGAAAAGACGUCUGAAAAGAGCCAAAGUUAAUAUUGAUUAUGUAGCUUUGAAUGAUGGAGACUCGUUUGCAAUUGAUAAAUCUAUCCAUCCUCAUGUUCAUAAAUUUCACGACUUCCCCGUUCAUGUGGAUCGAACAAAAGGUGUAUAUGUUGAUAUCAUGGAUACCCUAACAUUUGAUUAUGCGGUUUCGACUAAAUUGAAAAGACCCAUUCUAAUACCUUGUGAAUCAGAGAUAGAUGUGGGCAUGAAAUUGCCUUGUAAAAAGGAUUCAAUAACUAUCGAUUACAUUUUGGAUAAAGUAGGUGAUGAUCAACCAGUUGAGGUCAUGGACGUUUUAUCACAACAGGGAGUUAGCCCUGGUUGGAACAUGAAGCAAUGGAGAGAUUAUUUCCUGACAGAUAAGGAGAGUAGAGAUCGAAUCAGAAACGUAAUAUCGCUAGAAGUUAGCUCAGUAGAUGGAAUGGGUAAAGACUUCACCAGACCUCAAAUGGUAGAAGAAUUGGAUUUGGUAGAUAAAGUAUGGAACGAUCCUUCUGAUAGACCUCAAGUGACCAAAUAUUGUUUGAUGUCAGUUGGAGGCUCAUUUACAGACUUUCAUAUUGAUUUCGGUGCCACUUCGGUCUAUUAUACUGUGUUGUCCGGAGCUAAAACUUUCUUGAUGUUUCCUCCAACAACUGAUAAUCUUAGUUUGUAUACUUCGUGGUGCUUGGAACAAGACCAAAACUAUAUGUGGUAUCCUGAAUAUCUGAAAACAUUACAUGGGAAAGCUACCACCCCAAGUGAUGGAUUCAAGGUAACCUUAAAACCAGGUGAUGUUUUCAUCAUCCCCAGUGGGUGGAUCCAUUGUGUAUAUACUCCCGAGGAUUCCUUGGUUAUAGGGGGAAAUUUUCUUACUACAAUGAAUAUGAAGACUCAGUUAGAUGUAUAUAACAUCGAAAAGAAAACUGGUGUUCCUUUGAAGUUUAGGCAUCCUCAGUUUAACAAAGUUAUCUGGUUGGCUAGCUAUUACUACUUGAAUAACAAGCAAGAGUUCGUUAAGGACAUCGGAUACGUUAAGCCUGAAGUGAAAGAAGAAAGUGAUGACUUGCCCGUAGUCAAUCAUCCUAAAACCAUCAUUUCAACGAUGAUCAAACACCUUGAAGAUCAUUAUCAAACCAGUAAAACCAGCCAAGUAGCUAAAAAAAGCAUACCUACCCAAUUAAUAGGCAAGGACAUUCCGGAUUAUCUCUCCAAGCUUGAAUCAUGGUAUAACGAAUUUUAG
This is a messenger RNA of Yamadazyma jaroonii, 1446 nucleotides long. The record is from the annotation of a GenBank genome assembly. Lineage: Eukaryota; Fungi; Ascomycota; Pichiomycetes; Serinales; Debaryomycetaceae.